Dermacentor andersoni is the source of this 459-nucleotide messenger RNA. Lineage: Eukaryota; Metazoa; Arthropoda; Arachnida; Ixodida; Ixodidae. The record is from RefSeq and is a predicted model, not a curated record.
AUGGACAGCCCUAUGUACAAGGAGCCGGUGUUGGAUCGUGUGUUGCGGACUCUCAGGCAUUUUGGGCAAAUGUGUGCCGGCCGUCAUGUUCUCACUUCUACGCCAGGAUACCGCGCAGGGAAUCUGUACAACUUUUUGACCUUCAAUGGUGCGGGCAGUUUACAAUUGCUUACUAUCUUCAAAGAUUGCCACACUUGUUUCGUUGGGCGUUAUCUCCAUGCUCUUCACGGAUAUGGCUGUGGCAUGUGGCGUCGUGUGUCAACGUUUAACCGCCGUGCCAUGUACUGCGACUUCAUCUUCCACGUGUUCUGCGGCGGCACUCCCUCGUACCAGAUGUACGAUGACUCAUGCGGCAGGGUGCUCGGCCUGAACGGUACCUCCAAGCAGAAGAAUUAAUCUGUUGCGGACGAGUUAUUGGCCCUCUCCUGAGCAUGUAACAGGCCAGUACACUUACUGAAA